Messenger RNA from Anguilla rostrata (American eel), 12178 nucleotides. RefSeq names its product WNK lysine deficient protein kinase 3 (gene wnk3). The record is from RefSeq and is a predicted model, not a curated record. The transcript has 21 exons. NCBI's taxonomy places the organism in Eukaryota, Metazoa, Chordata, Actinopteri, Anguilliformes, Anguillidae. The coding region runs from base 1001 to 11290 and encodes 3429 amino acids. Gene Ontology annotation, biological process: negative regulation of sodium ion transport; protein phosphorylation; intracellular signal transduction. Gene Ontology annotation, cellular component: cytoplasm; cytosol. Gene Ontology annotation, molecular function: ATP binding; potassium channel inhibitor activity; protein serine/threonine kinase activity.
ACGAGCGCGAGCAUAGGCGCGAGAGGAUACUGUAUGUUUCAACGGCUGUCACACAGAAAUAGAGAGACCAUCGGCGCAUCCACAACACACAAGAUAUAUUGACCCCACUAACGCACGGUUAGCCGUGUUAUUAAUAGUAAAUUAUACACAAAUUGAUAUUCAAAAAAUAUAUUUGCGAAUGGGAAUUAAACAACGGCAAAAACAACCGGCAAUUAUGUUUCAUCACAACAGGGUUAUGGAGACCCACGUUCGCUGUAUUGACUGAGAAUCGACGCUGGAGUGGGGAUUUAGCUAACUAGCUGGCUAGCUGCUAGUAACGUCGUUAGCUAGCUACCGUUAGCUCAAAACGCCGAAAUGAUUCGAAAGACAUGGACAUAAGCUAUUCAUAAAACGUAUAUUUUUAUAUAGAAGAUAUUUUUCAACAACAUUAUCAGAGCAUGGGAUAAUAUGCGAUAAAUGGAGCAAGGGUAAAACUGAAUUAAAAAAAUAUUUAUUGCUAGCCUACUUGUCGAGUUUAACGUUAGCUAUUACAGACGAACCCCGGUAAACGAGAUCAGAGUAACGUUCGUUAAAUCACAAAAAGGAUGACACGAAGAUGCUGCACCUUGGGUUUGCCCGAAAAUAUUCCCCUCAUUCUGUGAAGAAGUGAAGACGAGGAAGGGCAGCUUUGCACACAUAGAUUUGGGAACAUCCCUCCUCUGAAUACAUGUACAUAUUUAUUUUUAAAUUAUUUGUAGGUAUUUAUUGAGUUUUCUGCCCUAAGAGGGUGAGAAAGGGCACAAGCGAGCUGGAGAUGGAGAGAAGGAAAGACAGGACACAAUAGCACUAGAGUAAAACAGAGGCUCCUCCAGCUGGAAGAAAGGCAGCAGGAAGGAGGGACAAAAGAAGAAGGGGAAAGGUGACCACCGGAAGAGAAAGAGACGGGGACCGACGGAGAACGAGUGCGAAGGAGGGCGAGAAGGAGGGAAGGGUGGGGGAGGAGUGGGACAGAACCGUCCCCAUGGCUACUGACCCCGGAGAGCCCACGGCCACAGAGGACUCCUCUGAGAAACCUGAUGGAGAGACGGAGAGGGAGGCGGGAUCAGCGAGAGAGGGCGGGGCUGGCAGACAGGCUGGGAGGGAGGCAGGGACUGCGCGAGAGAGCGGGGGAGGCAGACAGAGAGAGGAGGGGGCGGAGCCAAAGGGCGAUGCAGACGGAGAGGGGAAAGAAGGGGCGGAGCAAGAUGGGGGAGCAGGCCGAGAACGGGAGAGGACCCGCAGCACCCCGUACGACUUCCCUUCCUCCCGGACGGAGAAGAGGAAAGGGGGAGGGGAGACGGGCGAGGAGCAGGGAGGGGUGACACCCGUGGGGCCGCUGUCCGCCUCCACGCCGUCCUCCCCCGCCGCCCAGGGCCACCGGCCCAGGAGGGAGAACAAGCGCUUCUUCCGCAAGAGCGUGGAGCUGUGCGAGGAAGAGGACGAGGUGGAGGACACGCAGGGGGCGCCGAUGAGCGCCCCUGCCGCGGGUCUCAGAAGCUCCGACUCGGUGUUUGCCGUAGGCGGCGCCGGGCAGCAGGCGGCCGACGCCCCCACCGCGGCCUCCGAGGGUAUCGCCGCCCAGGACGCGGGCAAGAGCGCCCCCGCCUCCUCCAGCCCCGCACACAGAGGCAGGGAGCGGGACCGCGAGCAGGAGGAGGAGGCGGAGAUGAAGGCGGUGGCCACAUCCCCUGGCGGCCGCUUCCUCAAGUUCGACAUCGAGCUGGGAAGGGGAGCCUUCAAGACCGUCUACAAGGGACUGGACACGGACACCUGGGUGGAGGUGGCAUGGUGUGAGCUGCAGGACCGCAAGCUGACCAAGGCGGAGCAGCAGCGCUUUAAGGAGGAGGCGGAGAUGCUGAAGGGCCUGCAGCACCCCAACAUCGUGCGCUUCUACGACUCCUGGGAGUCCGUCCUGAGGGGCAAGAAGUGCAUCGUCCUGGUGACCGAGCUCAUGACCUCCGGCACCCUCAAAACGUACCUGAAGCGCUUUAAAGUGAUGAAGCCCAAAGUGCUGCGCAGCUGGUGCAGGCAGAUCCUGAAGGGGCUGCAGUUCCUGCACACGCGCACCCCGCCCAUCGUGCACCGCGACCUCAAGUGCGACAACAUCUUCAUCACCGGCCCCACCGGCUCCGUCAAGAUCGGGGACCUGGGGCUGGCCACGCUCAUGCGCACGUCCUUCGCCAAGAGCGUCAUCGGCACCCCGGAGUUCAUGGCGCCCGAGAUGUACGAGGAGCACUACGACGAGUCCGUGGACGUGUACGCCUUCGGGAUGUGCAUGCUGGAGAUGGCCACCUCCGAGUACCCGUACUCCGAGUGCCAGAACGCCGCGCAGAUCUACCGCAAAGUCACCAGCGGCAUCAAACCGGCCAGCUUUGAUAAAGUCGCGGAUCCCGAGAUUAAAGAGAUCAUCGAGGGCUGCAUUCGACAGAACAAGAGCCAGAGGCUGUCCAUACGGGACCUGCUGACCCACGCCUUCUUCGGCGAGGACACGGGCGUGCGGGUGGAGCUGGCGGAGGAGGACACGGGCCUCCAGGACUGCCUGGCGCUGCGCAUCUGGGUGGAGGACCCCAAGAAGCUGAAGGGCAAGCACAAGGACAACGAAGCCAUAGAGUUCAGCUACGACCUGGAGAACGACAGCGCAGAGGAAGUGGCCCUGGAGAUGGUGAAGUCAGGCUUCUUCCACGAGAGCGACGCCAAAGUGGUGGGCAAGUCAAUCCGCGACAGGGUCACGCUCAUCAAGAGGUCCCGGGAGAGGCGGCAGCAGCAGCUGCUCCAGUUUGGGCCCGAGGAAAGGCGGGACUCGUCAGCCCUGCCCUCGUACACCUGCCCCCACCCCUCCUGCCCCUCCUCCCAGGGCCCCGGGGCUGCCGUGGGGCAGGGCGACGGCGAGGAGCUGCCGGAGGUGGACCAGCACGUCAGGCUGCAGCACGUCUACAGCGGCACGGCCGCCGGCCCCACGGAAGGCGAGAGCGUCCCUUCAGUCAGCUGCGAGUCUGCGGCCAGUGGGCCCAACCAAGUCUUCCCUCCGCGGGGGGAGUCUGGGCUGCACCAGGGGCUACCCUACGCACACGUUCAGUCCGGCUACCAUGCUGCCACUUCUGCCGUGCAGAGCACAGGGGGCGUGGCCCACCCACAGAUGCUCCCCCUCGGGCAGAGCGGAGGGAUUCCCGCUGGACAGAGUGGUGGAGCUCCAGUCAUGCCUAUUGGCCAGAGUGGCGGGGCUACAGUCAUGCCUAUUGGACAGAGCUUAACUCAGCCAGUCAUUCUAGCCGCACCGGUGUCCCCAGGGAUACCUCAGCAGUAUCCACAGCCCUGCCAUUCAGAGGGAGAAACUGCCCCCUCCUUCCCUGCAGUUGCCUCUUCUCAGCCUUUCCUGCCCCCGGUGUCACCCCAGGCCCCUUUCAGUGUCCACCCCACUGCCCCAAUGUCUGUCGGAGACCCUGCGGAGGUGGCCUACCUGCCCCAGGGAGGGGUAGUGGGUGUUGCCCCUCUCCCUCAGCAGGCUCAGCCCAGCUCCGCCCCCGCGCAGCUACCCGAAACGGUGCGCAAUCCCGCAUUACCCCAACAAGCACAGCCCAUUCUAAUCCAUCAGCAGGUGCUGGCGCAGCAGCAGCAGCAGCAGCAGCAGGGGGCCUUACCUCCUCAGAUGGAGACGCAGCAAGCCGCCGCCCUCCUGCAGCAGCAGGCAGAGCUGACUGCACAGCCACAGGUGGAGCAGCAGCCUCAGCCGCCGCGCGUGGACCUGCAGCCCACAGCUUCGGCUCAGCAGCAGCAGCUCGAGCCGCAGGCGAGUUCGGUGCCGCAGGCGUAUGGAGGUUUGCAGCAGCAGCAGCAACAGCAACAGCCACCUCUCAUGCAUUCGCAGCCAGUGGAGCAAGUGUACGCACAGCAGGUGGAGCAACAGCAGGCUUUGUUGCAGCAGCAGCAGGUGGAGCAACAGCAGGCUUUGUUGCAGCAGCAGCAGGUGGAGCAACAGCAGGCUUUGUUGCAGCAGCAGCAGGUGGAGCAACAGCAGGCUUUGUUGCAGCAGCAGCAGGUAGAGCAACAGAAACAAGCUUUGCUGCAGCAACAGCAGGUAGAACAACAGGCUUUGCUGCAGCAACAUCAGAUGGAGCAGCAGCAACAAGCUUUGUUGCAGCAACAGCAGCAGAUAGAACAACGACAGGCUUUGUUGCAACUACAACAGUUUCAGAAACAGCAACAAGCUUUGUUGCAGCAAAAACAGGUGGAGCAACAGCAACAAGCGUUGUUGCAACAGCAACAGAUGGAACAGCAUCAAGCUUUAUUGCAGCAGCAGAUGGAACAACAGCAACAGGUUUUGUUACAGCAACAACAGAUGGAGCAACAACAGGCCCUAUUACAACAGAAACAGUUACAGGUGGAGCAACAGAUUUUAUUUCAGCAGCAACAAACUGACCAACAGCUGCAGCACCAGCCCCCAGUGCAGAAGCAAGAGGCAACAUCACUGCAACAGUGUGAGCAGCAGGCUUUUGUUCAGGAGCAACAGAUGGAUCAACAGCAGUCCUGUUUCUCACAGAAACAGCAGCAGGCACCUUUGUUACAGCAGCCUCAGACCAUCAUUGCACAGCAACAGCAAAUGGAGCAGCUGCAACAGCAGGCGCUACUGCAGCAACAGGAAGCUUACCUCCCCCAGCCUCAUCAGAGGGGCUCUUUGGCUCCAGGCCCCAGCGAAGUUCUGCAGAUCACAGCUGCAGCUCAAGCCCAAGCUCAGGGCCCACUCCAAGGUCAGGUCCAACCUCAAGUUCAGUCCCAAGUCCACAGCCAGGGUCAGGUGCAGGUCCCAGCACAGCUCCAGGCUCAGGUCUCAAAUCAAGCCCUAACCAUGAACCAGUCCCAGGUCCAGCAGGCUCUGAUCCAGAAUCAAAUGCAAUCGCUGACUCAGAAUUCGACACUGCCGCAAGUCCCACAACAAAUGCAGGCCCAGGCUUCACCCCAGCAGAGCAUGUCUCAAAUCCAUUCUCAAAUGCAGACCCAAGCUCAGCUCCAACAGGAAAUGGCUCAAAUCCAACCUCAAAUGCAGACCCAAGCUCAGCUCCAACAGGAAAUGUCUCAAAUCCAACCUCAAAUGCAGGCCCAAGCUCAGCUCCAGCAGGGAAUGUCUCAAAUUCAGGCCCAAGCUCCAGCCCGGCAGAGUAUGUCUCUCAAUCAAGCUCAAAUGCAGGCCCAAGCUCCACCCCUACAGAGUAUGUCUCUCAAUCAAGCUCAAAUGCAGGCCCAAGCUCCACCCCCGCAGAGCAUGUCUCUCAAUCAAGCUCAAAUGCAGGCCCAGGCUGUGCCCCAGCAAAGCAUAUCUCAAAUGCAAACUCAAAUGCAGGCCCAGGCUGCACCUCAACAGGUUGUGUCCCAAAUGCAAACUCAAAUGCAGGCCCAGGCUGCUCCUCAACAGGUUGUGUCUCAAAUACAAACUCAAAUGCAGACCAUGCCUCAGCAGAGCAUGUCACAAAUUCAAACUCAAAUGCAGGCUCAGGCACUCCCACAGCAGAACGUUCCCCAACUACAAACUCAAGUACAGACCCAGGUCCCACCCCAGCAGAGCAUGUCUCAAAUCCAACCUCAAAUGCAGGGUCAUGCUCCCCUCCAGCAGGGCACACCACAAAUACAAACUCAAAUGCAGACCCAGGCUCCCCUCCAGCAAGGCACACCUCAAAUACAAACUCAAAUGCAAAUCCAGGCAAGUAUCCCAUCUCAGAUUCAGUCUCAAAGUUUGCCCUCAACUCAGACACUUGCUCAGAUUCAGGCAAUGAACCAAAUGCCACUGCAAAGUCAAAUUCAAACUCAGACCCAGCCCCAAUGCCAGCUGUCCCUGCAAGGCCAAAUCCAAAUACAGCCCCAAUGUCAAGUGCCCCAGGGCCAAGUGUUUCCUCAGCAGAGCCAGUCUCAACCCGCAUCCUCCAUCUGUGGUCAAACCCACUCUCAGCCCGAUGUACAAAUACCAGUGCAAGCCCAGGCUUCAGCCGGUCCACUACCAGCGCAGUACACCUCCACCUCCCUGCCCACCCAGCAGCUGCUACAGUCGGUCCAGCUGCCGCCAGACUUCAGCCAGACCGCGCAGCAGCAGACGCUGUUGCACUAUCAGCAGGGGCUGGCGUCUCAGCAAACUCCCGUCAGCGCCGCUGCGGCCAGCAUGGGCCCCGCCUCCCUGCCCUCCACCCCUCAGCACGUCCCGCAGACGGGACCGGCGCAGGUGCUCGCCGCCACACCGGCGCAGCCCCCGCCGCAGCAGUACGAGCAGCAGCUGCACCAGGCCGCAUCUCUGCAACAGCAGCUGCUUCAGGCUCCGCCGCCGCAGCUCCAAGCUCCAGCUCCCUCUGAUCAUGGCCAACUGCCGUGCCAGCCCCCAGCCGGCCCGCAACAGCUGCCCCUCCAGACCUCCCAGAUGGCCGGUCAGACAGUCCAGGCCCAGCCCAAAAUCCCAGCUCCCCUCUACAGCCAGGUAGUGGCAGGCCCCCCUCAGUCCUCGCAGCACCAACAGCAGCGGACCCUACCCGCGCACACGCACGCGGAGGUAGCGGGAAUAUCGGAUCGGCUGCAGUCCCCACCUGCUGCCUUCCACCCCCCCAGCCCCUCUCAUGCCUCAUCUCACCCCUCCUCCUCCUCUUCGCUGCCCCUCCCUCUGGAGACGCAGCUGCCCCACCCCGGAGCAGCCGACGCCUUUGCCCCUGCCUCCCCUCCUCCUGUCACCACCUUGCAGUCCCUUGGCUCUAACUGCCCCUCGCUGCCCGCGACCUCGCUGCCAGAUUGUGACCCCGCCUUGCCAGGCGCCGCUAAGGAGACGCAGGGUCCCUCCAGCACUGACAAACAGUCUUCAUCCAGUUCUGUUCCAGCCAAUGGAGAGGAAUUACAGCUCCUCUUAGCCAAUGGAGAGGAAUCUCAACUGCUCUUAGCCAAUGGGAAGCUGGAGAAGAUGAAAUCACAGAGGAGACCCUCCUAUCAGAGGACUGAGAAAAACGCCCACUUUCAAUUGAGCAUGCUCCAGGUGUCCGGCAGCGGGGACAACAUGGUGGAAUGCCAGCUGGAGACCCACAGUAACAAGAUGGUCACCUUCAAGUUUGACCCCGAGGGCGACACUCCCGAAGACAUCGCUGAUUACAUGGUGGAGGAGGACUUUGUCCUGGAGUCGGAAAAAGAGAAGUUUGUGGAGGACCUGCGGGCAAUUGUGAAGAGAGCUCUGGAAAUACUUCACACCCAGCCACAGACCGGAUCCGUGGAGCAGCUGCACGUGAGCACUCCUGCAGCCCCUGGCAUGGAGUCGGUGCCCCAGUCCUCUCCUGUGGGACGCUGGCGUUUCUUCAUCAACCAGACGAUUCGGCACCGAGACUCCCUCUCCACCCAGGGGGCGUCCACACCCCCCAGUGCUGGAGAAAACGUUACGCUGCAGCCCACAGACAGAGAUGCUCAGCGAGACAUUGAUGGAUCACAGCGUUCAGGGUCCUUCAGCGGAAUCAGUGCCUCCGCUGCUGCAUCUCUCCCCGGCUCUGCUGCCCCUGCCUCCACUGUUUCUGCCCCCUGCUCCAUGUCUGCCCCAGCAACUGCCGCCCCAGCGGCGGUGUCUGAAUCUGUGUCUGCCCCAGCCUCUUCUCUGUCCAGUGCUGUUAGCUCUGUCCCGCCUGCUUCCCCAGCCCACGCCUCUCAUCCCGCUCGCGACCUCAGCACCGGGCUCAUCUGCCCCCCGGUCCCUGUUCCCACAGCUACCAGUUCCUCACUCCCUGCCCCCAGCCUCUGCUCCACCACGGCCCCGGGCCCCACAGACACACCCCUCUCGGGGGGUUCCCUGUCUGAGAGAGACCGGCAGCAGCCUCCUUCCUCCUCUCCCAUUCACGCUUCCCCUGCUGCCCCUCAGCCUGUGAGCCUGAGCGAUCAGGACCGGCUGCGCGCGACCGGGUCGCUGGAGCAGUCCAUGCAGCUGUCAGAGAAGCAAGAUUACCCACAACACUUUGGCCUUCAGCAGCAAGCAGAGGUACAGCAGAGACAGCAGCAGUCAGUGCAGCCUCAACAAAUACCAGCACAGUCCUUACCGCAGCAACAGGUACAGCCACAACCGCUAUCCUUACCGCAGCCAGUACAGCCUGUCCCCAUACAGCAGCCAUACCUACAACAGUCAGCACUGCCUCAGCAAGUACAACAGGCCUUACAACAGCAGUCACUACAGUCUCAGCAAGUACAUCUACAACAAACAUCCUUACAGCAACAACCAGGACAGUCUCAACAAGUACAACCACAACAACCUUCCUUACAACAACAGCCAGUACAGCCUCAACAAAUGCACCUACAGCAAACAUCCUUACAACAACAGUCAGUACAGCCUCAACAACUACAAGUACAACAAAUGUCCUUACAGCAACAAUUGGGACAGUCUCAACAAGUACAACCACAGCAAACAUCCUUACAACAACAGUCAGUACAGCCUCAACAACUACAAGUACAACAAACGUCCUUACAGCUACAACUGGGACAGUCUCAACAAGUACAACCACAGCAAACAUCCUUACAACAACAGUCAGUACAGCCUCAACAAGUACAACUACAACAGUCAUCCUUACAGCAACAACUGGGACAGUCUCAACAAUUACAACUACAACAAGCAUUGUUACAACAGCCUUCAGUGCAGUCUCAACAUAUACAACAACAGUCCAUAGAACAACAGUCAUUACAAUCUCAACAAAUACAACAACCACCCCUACAGCAACAGUCUGUACAGCAUCAACAAAUACAACAACCAUCCCAACAGCAACAGUCUGUACAGCAUCAACAAAUACAACAACCAUCCCAACAGCAACAGCUUGUACAGCAUCAACAAAUACAACAGCCAUCCCUACAGCAAGAGUCAGUACAGCAUCAACAAAUACAACAACCAUCCCAACAGCAACAGCCUGUACAGCAUCAACAAAUACAACAACCAUCCCAACAGCAACAGCCUGUACAGCAUCAACAAAUACAACAACCAUCCCAACAGCAACAGCCUGUACAGCAUCAACAAAUACAACAACCAUCCCAACAGCAACAGCCUGUACAGCAUCAACAAAUACAACAGCCAUCCCUACAGCAAGAGUCAGUACAGGCUCAACCAAUGGUUCAACAGCCAUUCUUACAACAACAGUCAAUGCAGCCUCAACAUAUACAGCAACCAUCCCUACAGCAGCAGCCAGUACAACAAUCUCAGCCCGUACAACAACAAUCAUUUGUGCAACAACAGUCAAUACAGGCCCAACAAAUACAACAGCCGUCAUCCUUAAAAUCGCAGUUGCCUACGGAGCAACACCAACAGGAAAUACAAAUGUCACUACAUAAGCUCUACCAAGAACAGUUACAGCAACAGCAUCUUCAGCAACAGCAGAUUUUACACCAGUCACUGCAACCACUGCAGAUGGAGCAGUUACAACAGCAGCAGGCAGAAGCACAGGUGCAGUUACCUAGAGACAGUCAGAGUCAGCUGUUACAACAGCAACAGCAGGUACUGCAGCAGCAGCUACAGGCGGUUCAGCAACAAACAGUUCACAUGCAACAACAGCAGUCGAUGCAACAGGACCUACUUCAACAGGCGCACCAACAACCGCUGCUGCAGCAACAUGCGCAAGAAUCUGCACAGCCACCGCACGCAGUGUACCAACAGCAAGCAGUGCAGCAACAGGACCUACAACAGCAGUCAGUACAACCUCUUCAAAUACAACAGUCAAUACAACAACCUCUUCAUAUACAACAACCACCAUCUUUACCACAACAGCCUGUACAAUUGCAACAGUCGGUUCAGCAGCACCCCCCUCAGCAGCUUCCCCUAGAUCACCCACAGCAACAGGUCUUCCAACAGCUUUCCUCACAGCAGCAGGUGCCGCAGUCUGAGUUGCCACGGCAACAGGUGCCGCAGCAACACGCUCUGCACCAGCAGCUAUUACAGCACACACCGCAGUACUAUUCGGAGUCGGAGCUCUCCGCAGGGGAGGCCAGCGCCACCGGAGAAGACACCUCCAGUCUUUCUGCCCCCACCCUCCCCUCGUCUGACACCCCACUGCCCCCCCUCCCGCUCUGUGCCCCUGACACUUCCCUGCCCCCCGUGUCCCAUACCCUCAGCCCCUCCCCAGUCCAGCCUUCCUCUGUGGCAGAGUCUGACAGCGAGGGGCCCCCCAAAAUCGAAUACGUCGACAAUCGCAUCAAAACGCUGGACGAGAAGCUGAGGAACCUGCUGUAUCAGGAAUACAGCGGCGGGGGGGCGCCUGCAGGGGGCGCCGCCGCGGCCUCCGCCACGGCGUCCACCGCUUCCACGGCCCCAGACGCACACUCGCCGCGGCCCUCCUUCCCUCCCCCCGCCUUCACCUCCGACACCUCUCCGCACUCCUCUUCCUCCACCACCUCCUCCUCCACCUCCCGCUCCUCCUCCACCUCCCCUGACGUGGACAGGGAAGCGGUGGUGGAAGCCGGCGAGUUGGGCGCGGGUCCCCUGUCCCCCGGGGCUGUGUCUGGGGUGCCGGAGCCUGCCCCGCCCCCCUCCUCUGCCCUCCCCUCGGAGUCGCUCCCUCAGCCCCCACACAGAGACGCGGCCGCACACCAAACUUCUCCCGCCGAACCCCCAGUUUGUGCUGCCCCCCCUCUUUCCGAAGCCUGCUCCCCAGGAGACGCCGCGUGGCCCCUCUCCGGUCAGCCUCCGCUCCCCCUUGGGCCCGGACAGCAGCAGCUCAAUGCAGGAGGUGGAUAUUUUGGCCUAAACCUGACAUGUCCUAGUAUCAGAAAUCCUGUUAGCAAGAAAUCCUGGACUCGCAAAUUCAAAAGCUGGGCGUGCAAACUACGUCACUCUGCCAGCUUGUUCAAGAAACCCAGAGUCCAGCAAGCAGAGGCGAACAGCAGCCAGAGCCUGAAGGAGGAGAGCGAGCACCCUGCGCCCCUGCAGGGUCACUCUCGCAUGGGCCGAUUUCAGGUGACCCCGGUGGCCCUUCCUGCUGAAGCGAGCCCGCAGCAGGCUGCUGCUGCGCAGGCCGCUGUGCACAGGAAGGUGGGGCGCUUCUCCGUGAGCCACGCGGAGGCCCGUGCCGAUGACAGGCAGACGGACAGCUCGCCCGUGUCCCCGGACCUGGAGGGAGGGAGGAGGAGGAGCAGGGGGAAGGACGGGGAGAAGGAGGAGAGGAAGAGGGCGCUAGCAGUCCCCCUCCUGCCCCGGGUGUCCUCCCCCUCCCCCCAUGGCAGCAGCGACGAUGACGAUGAUGAAAGCGAAAUGGAGGACGAAGAGCUCAGGAGAGAACUGCAUCGAUUGAGAGAGAAGUGAGUAACACACAGCAUGCACACACAAACACAUUGGCUCAUUAUAGUUAAUUGGCAGGACAAAGCAAAGCAGUAUUGCAACCUCAAUGCAAAUAAUUCUUACAAAACCCAAGGAAAAAUACAACUACCGCAGUAUAGAACGUGAAUCUACAAAUAAAAGAUUACUCAGAUAAAACAGGAAAGGCAUGUAGCAGGAAUAGGAAUAGUCCAAAGACAUGCAGGUAGGCUAAUUGGAGACUCUGAAUUGCCCGUAAGAAUGAGUGUGUGAGUGAAUGGUGUGUGUGCCCUGCGGUAGAUUGGCGGCCUGUCCAGACUUGAACAUUAUAACCAUGUUAAAGACAUGCUGCUAUAUGCACUUUAUAAAAACCUUUAUUGAAUAUACAUUUUUUUAUAUUCCCAGAAACAAAAGUAAACAUUCUGUAAACCAGCUAAAUGAAAAAAUAAUCACCAGAUUAACCGAUUAUGAAUACUGUUGUUAGUUGCAGCCCUAAUUUGAAGCAUGAUUCUUUUGGGUAGAGGUUUGCGCAAAUACACAAAGAAUAAUGUAGUGGUAUAUUUAUGAUUUGAUGUCUCACAUUCUCACUUCCAUCUCUUCUUGUGCCCCUCUCCCUGCACCGCUCUGCCUGUACCCCUCUCCCUGUACCGCUCUGCCUGUACCCCUCUCCCUGUACCGCUCUGCCUGUACCCCUCUCCCUGUACCGCUCUGCCUGUACCCCUCUCCCUGUACCGCUCUGCCUGUACCGCUCUGCCUGUACCCCUCUCCCUGUACCGCUCUGCCUGUACCCCUCUCCCUGUACCGCUCUGCCUGUACCGCUCUGCCUGUACCCCUCUCCCUGUACCCCUCUCCCUGUACCGCUCUGCCUGUACCGCUCUGCCUGUACCCCUCUCCCUG